Messenger RNA from Juglans regia (Persian walnut), 2106 nucleotides. RefSeq names its product anthocyanidin 3-O-glucosyltransferase 2-like. The transcript has a single exon. The record is from RefSeq and is a predicted model, not a curated record. NCBI's taxonomy places the organism in Eukaryota, Viridiplantae, Streptophyta, Magnoliopsida, Fagales, Juglandaceae. Gene Ontology annotation, molecular function: UDP-glycosyltransferase activity. The coding region runs from base 231 to 1673 and encodes 480 amino acids.
UAAUAAUAAAAUAGUUUGAUUUAUAGUAAAAAAAUAAUAAUAAAAUAAAAAAUAAUAAUAAGUGUGUUUGGGAGUACUGAGAUAAUCUUGGCUGCCGAUCCACGUUGCGCAAUGAUAACCACAAAAAGAUUCUCAGAAAAUCCAUAAAGUCGGUACUAUUGCUGCACUCUGGAUUGAAGUUAGCGGCAAAGGUAGGCGUCUCGGCAUAAUCACUUCUGUUUUUGUGCAAGAUGAAGAAAGCAGAGCUUGUGUUCAUCCCUGCCCCUGGAAUGGGUCACCUCCUAUCCACACUCCAGUUUGCAAAACGUUUACUAGAUCGAGAAGACUGUUUUUCGAUCACGGUUCUCGUCAUUAACGCACCGUUUGGACCCACCAACCAUGGGCUCGUACAGUCGAUUGCUGCCUCCGACACCCGUGUAAGAUUUAUUCAUCUUCCUCAAAUAGAUCCUCCCCCGAAAGAGCUUUUCUUUAGGUCCGUUGAGAAAUUCAUCACCGAUUUCAUAGAGAAAUACAGAAGUCAUGUCAAAGAAGCUAUCAUCAACCAUGUGUUAUCCGCUUCGCUUCCACUUGCCGGGUUGGUGGUCGAUAUGUUCUGCUCCUCCAUGAUUGAUGUGGCUCACGAGCUUGGUGUCCCGUCUUAUGUCUUCUUCACUGCUAAUGCUGCCAUUUUUGGCUUCAUGCUCUACCUUCCAACCCGGCAUGACCAGGUCCGCAUUGAGUUUAGGGAAACAGAUCCCGAGUCAGUCAUUCCGAGUUAUGUCAACCCAGUUCCUCCAGGUGCUUUGCCUUCUUUUGCGCUCAACAAGGAAGGUGGGCACAUCUCCAUGGCAAAUCAUGGUAGAAAGUUCAAAGAGGCCGAUGGUAUUAUUAUCAACACGUUUUCUGAGCUGGAAUCUCAUGCGGUAAGCUCCUUUUUUAACGGAAUUAUACCUCCGAUUUACACAGUGGGACCGAUUAUUGACCUCGAGGGUAAGACGCCUUCAGGAGAUAAACAGGCCAAGCAUGAGGAGAUAAUGAAGUGGCUUGAUGAUCAACCUCCAUCAUCAGUGGUUUUCUUAUGCUUUGGAAGCUGGGGAAGCUUUGGAGAACCCCAAUUGAAAGAGACUGCCCUUGGGCUCGAGCGGAGCGGCCACCGGUUUCUGUGGUCAGUACGUUUGACAUCUCAAGAUGAUUACUUAGCCAAACCUACUGAUGCCCAGAAUCUCGAGCAAAUCUUGCCACCAGGAUUCCUGAAAAGAACAAGAGGCAUUGGAAUGAUAUGUGGGUGGGCUCCACAAGUGGAGGUCCUUGCCCACAAAGCUAUCGGAGGGUUUGUGUCCCAUUGUGGGUGGAACUCGAUCUUGGAGAGCCUGUGGCAUGGUGUACCUAUUGCUACUUGGCCACUUUAUGCGGAACAGCAAACCAAUGCAUUCCAGAUGGUGAGGGAUCUGGGGUUAGCAGUGGAGUUGAAAAUUGAUUACAGGCUUGGUAGUAGCAUGCUUGUGAUGGCCGAGGAGAUAGAGAAGGCGGUGAGAUGUUUGAUGGAAGCUGAUAGCGAGGUGAGAAAGAGGGUCAAAGAGAUGAGUGAAAAAAGCAGAGAGGCUGUAAUUGAAGGUGGAUCUUCAUAUGCAUCACUUGGUCGGCUGAUUGAGGCUAUAAUGGCAAACAAUACAGUUCUGCGAGGAAGUGAGUGAAUGUCAUACGGCGGCAUGAAGAAGCAGAUCUAAGAAGUGGAGGACUUGCUGUCGGGAGAUGAGUUAGGGUUAAGUGUGGUCGUGGGCUGAGUACCAUAGGCUUCGUAAAGAGGCUGCUGAAGAAAUAAGAGGGGUGCGGAACUUGAGAAGAUUGUGGGCCUCGGGUAGACAAGAUGGACCGACUAUGUUAGUUAUUUGUUUAGUUAAAUACAGUAUCGUAAGGGCCUUUAGUCCAUAUUAGAGUGAGGACUUAUUAGUAAUUCAAUCCUUCCUAGUAUAAUAGCAGGCACAGUGUUCACGCCUGAGCUAUUUUUGGAAUAUUAUUUUGUUAUUGUGUAGUGGAGGUGCUUUCCCUCGAAGAAAGCGUGUUCUCUGUUUGAUAGCAGAAAUACUUCUAUCAUUUUCUAUUACUUUCUAGUACAUUCUAUUACAA